Molecule: messenger RNA, 1401 nt
Organism: Lodderomyces pseudojiufengensis
Lineage: Eukaryota; Fungi; Ascomycota; Pichiomycetes; Serinales; Debaryomycetaceae
Gene: ECM14
Product: putative metallocarboxypeptidase
Exons: 1
Coding region: 1-1401 (466 amino acids)
Biological process (GO): proteolysis
Molecular function (GO): zinc ion binding; metallocarboxypeptidase activity
Source: RefSeq, a predicted model, not a curated record
AUGAAAUACACAAUAUUAUCAACGGCCAUACUACUACUACAAACUAUAGAUGCUUUUCAACUUCCAUUCAAUUUGGGACAGUUACCUAAAGUAUUUCAAUCUGAUUUACUGUUGAAUCAACCACAUUACUCAACUUUGAAACAUGAUGAUAUCCCAAUUAAUUUAUCUCAAUAUGAAGAUGAUAUAGUUGUUAGAUUAUCAUAUGAAAAACACUUGAAAGAGUACUUGUUACUUCAGAAAGAUAUUAAAUUCAACAAGUGGGCACAAAAUAACAAUGCUAGAACAAUGGAUAUUCAAAUUAAAAAAUCAGAUUUUUAUAACAAUUUAUUGACAAAAUUUCCAAAUUUAAAAUAUGAAAUCAUUAUUGAAGACUUAUCUCAAACUGCUUAUGAAACAUUUCCCAAAUCAAAUGAUUUUACAAUUUCGAACGAUUUGGAUUUUCAUGCUCAAUCAGAGUUAUUUUUCGAAGAGUAUAGAAAUUUAAAUACAAUCGAAUCAUGGUUGAAUUUAUUACAAAUUACAUAUCCUCAAGUCAUAAAUAUUGAAGAAAUAGGUGACACAUACGAACACAAAAAACUCAAAGUGGUUCAUUUUCAAGUACCAAACGACAUAGACCAUAAAUCUAAAAAGACUAUAGUAAUAACUGGUGGAGUCCAUGCAAGGGAAUGGAUAUCGGUAUCAACUACUUUAUAUUUGAUCUAUCAAUUGAUUCGAUUAUAUAAUACAUGGCCAGGUUCCAAAAUUUUAACACAAUUGAACUUCUUAUUUAUACCAGUUUUCAAUCCAGAUGGUUACGAAUAUACAUGGACGACUGAUAGAUUAUGGCGUAAAAAUAGACAAGAAACCCCAAUUCCUAAAUGUUUUGGUAUUGACAUUGAUCAUUCUUAUGAUUAUCAUUGGACAAAAUCUACUGAUUGGGCAUGUGGUGAAGAAUAUAGUGGAGAUAUCCCAUUUGAAGCUUUUGAAUCAAAAAUUUGGGAUAAUUACCUUAAUGAAACCAAUCAAGAACAUAAAAUUUAUGGAUACUUAGAUUUACAUUCUUAUUCACAAGAAAUUUUAUAUCCUUAUGCGUACUCAUGCAAUCAACAACCAAGAGAUGAAGAAAAUUUGAUUGAAUUGGCAUGGGGUAUAGCUAAAUCUAUACGUUUAAAAUCAGGUAGUAAUUAUCAAGUUUUACCUGCUUGUAUUGAUAAAGAUAGUGAUUUAUUACCUGAUUUAGGAAGUGGAUCAAGUUUAGAUUAUAUGUAUCAUAAUAAAGCUUAUUGGGCUUAUCAAUUAAAAUUAAGAGAUACUGGUUCUCAUGGAUUCUUAUUACCAUCCAAAUAUAUAGAACCGGUAGGAGAUGAAAUUGUUAGUGCUAUUAAAUAUUUUUGUGAGUUUAUUUUGAGUGAUGAUCGUUAG